ACAAUGUUUAAGAGCGACACUAAGGGCGAGGGCGAGAGGCAGCCGAGGAAAGUCCGAUUUAGAAUUGCAUCUUCUCAUAGUGGGAGAGUGCUAAAGGAGGUGUAUGCCGAUGGAGAAAUAUCUGAUUCCCUGGAUUCUGAAUGCACUAGCAGCACAGAAACUGACCCAAACAGCCGACUGAGCGAAUCGGAUGGACAGCAUAAUGGAAACCUAGGAUCCGAAUGGGACGAAAAUGAGAAUGAGACCGAUAUGUUCAUUUUAAUGAGAGCCGCCAAAGAGAGGGGAUUUGGCACUAAAAGAGUCAACAUCCUCAGCAAAAAUGGUACAGUUAGAGGAGUCAAGCACAAAGUCAGUGCUGGUCAAGUACUCUUUGACAAUCUAACCAAAGUGUUUGAGGUAUCUUCAGUUCUGGAAUACGGCCGCAUAGUAAUUUACACAACCAGCCUCCGCGUGGUGAGAACAACUUUUGAAAGAUGUGAGUUGGUUCGAAAGAUCUUCCAAAACCACAGAGUGAAAUUUGAAGAGAAAAACAUUGCACUGAACAGUGACUAUGGAAAGGAACUAGACGAGAGAUGCAGAAGAGUAGGUGAAAUCCCAUCAGUACCAGUUGUGUUUAUUGAAGGCCAGUAUCUGGGGGGUGCUGAGAAAAUUUUGUCAAUGAAUGAAUCAGGGGAACUGCAGGACCUCUUCACCAAAAUUGAGAGAGUUCAACACCCCCAUGAAUGCCUCUCAUGUGGGGGCUUUCGUUUUCUUCCGUGCUCAGCGUGCCAUGGGAGCAAGAUGUCGGUGUUUCGGAACUGUUUUACGGACUCAUUCAAAGCCCUCAAGUGCACCGCUUGCAAUGAGAAUGGGUUGCAACGCUGCAAGAGCUGCCUGAGCUCGUGA
This is a messenger RNA of Elgaria multicarinata webbii, 885 nucleotides long. It is a transcript of the gene GRXCR1, whose product is annotated as glutaredoxin and cysteine rich domain containing 1. The transcript has 4 exons. NCBI's taxonomy places the organism in Eukaryota, Metazoa, Chordata, Lepidosauria, Squamata, Anguidae. The record is from RefSeq and is a predicted model, not a curated record. Gene Ontology annotation, biological process: inner ear receptor cell stereocilium organization; sensory perception of sound. Gene Ontology annotation, cellular component: stereocilium; kinocilium. The coding region runs from base 4 to 885 and encodes 293 amino acids.